ACCACUUGAGGAGAGCAAUAAGUGAUAUAAAUAAUAAGUCUUCAGGAUUUUUGAAACACGAUGAUGUUGAAGAAUAUUAUAAAAAAAUUGAUAAGCAACUUAAUGAGUUUAAAGAGUUUGAUAAAAAAGUUUUGAAGAUCAAUGAUUUUAUUUAUAUGUUGGAUUUAGCAAUCUCACUAAUUAAGGAAUUGAAAAAUAUGAAUCUAAAAAGUCCUGAUGAUAGUUUAAAUGAAAUUGACUUAAUUGAUAAGAUUGAUCAAAAUUUACUUAAAUGGGUUAAAGAUUAUGCUAAAAUUGCUAAAAAAUUUAAUAAUAGGCAAUUUUAUGAAGGCUUUAGCAUUUUCAAUAAAAAUAAUGAUCUUGUUAUCUUUAAUAUUCAAGAAGAAUUAUUAACAGAAGUCGAUGAUAUUAGAAAACACUUGACUAAAAAGUCUAAAGAGUUGGACAAUAUAUGGUAUUUAAAUAAAGAAAAUAUCAAAAAA
Racocetra persica is the source of this 482-nucleotide messenger RNA. NCBI's taxonomy places the organism in Eukaryota, Fungi, Glomeromycota, Glomeromycetes, Diversisporales, Gigasporaceae. The record is from the annotation of a GenBank genome assembly.